Messenger RNA from Aspergillus melleus, 516 nucleotides. RefSeq names its product Histone deacetylase hda1. The transcript has 4 exons. The record is from RefSeq and is a predicted model, not a curated record. NCBI's taxonomy places the organism in Eukaryota, Fungi, Ascomycota, Eurotiomycetes, Eurotiales, Aspergillaceae. The coding region runs from base 1 to 516 and encodes 171 amino acids.
AUGAAGUCGCCCGGUAAAUAUCAAGAUGAAGAUAGUAAUCGACCCACCGCCACUGAAGAAUUGGCUGGAUAUCUGUGGGAUAACUAUAUUGAACCCAACGAGGCCACCGAAGUUAUCUUCAUGGGAGUCGGCGACGCUUUCUUUGGGGUUGCCAACCUUUUGAUCAACAGAGACAACCUAUACAAACGAGUCAACGGCGUUAUCUCCUUUGUAGCAGAAAACCCCGUCCGAGCGAUCGCCUCACCCACACAAACCUGGCUAUCGAGAUGGUACAAAGAUAACUCCCUCGUAUUUGUUUCACACACGCAUGGAGUUUGGACCGCUGAGCCUCGACGUAAGCCGUCAAAACGCUACGGCCACCUUCUCUCCUCGCCUAAAGCCGGGCUCACGGAGAUGAUGCUCCACCAUAAAGAGGAAGUGUGCAAGUGGAUCGAGGAACGAGUCGAUGUGCGAGAUAGCGACGAGUCGGAUGGAGAGCAGCAGCAGAAUGCUGGUAGCACCAACAACAUCAGCUAG